AUGUAUGGGAAAGUGAAAAAUUUUGGAGAACAAACUCCAUUCAUACAACAAGAACAAGACAACAAGAACAAGACAACAAGAACAACAAGACAAGAACAACAAGACAAUAAGAAAAUGCUUAGACACGCUCGUUUGCUCAGACCCUCCUUGAAGUCGAGCAGCUGGUCCUAUGUUGCUAGAAGAUUUCAAUCAACAAACGUGUAUAAUGAUACUAUGAGUCUUUUAAAACAAGAUUUAAAACAGGCAAUGAUCAAAAAGGAAAAUUUAACGAAAAACACUAUUCGUUGCAUCAUGUCUGAUAUUAAAAAUAGCGAGAUUGACGGGGCCCAACAAAACGAGUUCAAUUUAUAUAAAGUCUUGAAUAAAAUGAUUAAACAGCGUCAUCAAUCGUCAAUUGAUUAUCAAAAUCAAAACCGUCAAGACUUGGCCGAUAAUGAAAUUAAAGAAAUUGAAGUAAUUGAAAAAUUUGUUAAAAGUUUGAAGAUUGCUUCAAAUGACGAAAUUAUUGAAAAAUUAACCCUUUUCUUAUCUGACCUUAAAGCAAAAGACCAUAACUUGCACAUGUCUAAGAUCUUCCCCUUGAUUCUGGACGACUUGGCUAAACUGUGGAACUCGUCGGUCGACUUGGUCAAACCGUUUGUCCCCAGAGUUUAUAAACAGGUCUUUCAAAAGUAG
This is a messenger RNA of Hyphopichia burtonii NRRL Y-1933, 675 nucleotides long. RefSeq lists its product as uncharacterized. The record is from RefSeq and is a predicted model, not a curated record. NCBI's taxonomy places the organism in Eukaryota, Fungi, Ascomycota, Pichiomycetes, Serinales, Debaryomycetaceae. Gene Ontology annotation, molecular function: carbon-nitrogen ligase activity, with glutamine as amido-N-donor. The transcript has a single exon. Bases 1 to 675 code for a protein of 224 amino acids. Gene Ontology annotation, cellular component: mitochondrion.